AUGGGGACAGUCAAGAGACCUGGUGACUAUGCUGUCAACCUCAUCCACUAUGAAGAUGCUGCCGCAUUGACGCUGCAGGUGCUCCUUGGGGCGGGCAGCGACGGGGGCAAAGGCUACAGGGGAGAAGUUUUCCUUGCGACCGAUGGCAAUCCUGUAACGUUGCAGGGCAUGAUGGACGCCUAUGCCUCUGGCGGGGCCUGCUCUUCUAACGUGGAGUUCGUCGGCACUGGCGGCGCGGCCACCAGCAAGGCGUUGGACAAUAGGAAGACGCGGAGGCUGUUGGGAGAGGCCUGGGAGCCCAAAUAUCCCAGCUGCGCCGACUUCCUUGCUUCUGGGAGUAAGGACUGGUUCACAACAUGUGGUCUGUUCUGA
This is a messenger RNA of Ostreobium quekettii, 372 nucleotides long. Lineage: Eukaryota; Viridiplantae; Chlorophyta; Ulvophyceae; Bryopsidales; Ostreobiaceae. The record is from the annotation of a GenBank genome assembly.